Messenger RNA from Labrus bergylta (ballan wrasse), 1074 nucleotides. NCBI's taxonomy places the organism in Eukaryota, Metazoa, Chordata, Actinopteri, Labriformes, Labridae. The record is from RefSeq and is a predicted model, not a curated record.
AUGAGGAAGUGAUGACAUACUAAGAAAGGGAAGUAGAUGCAGCGUCUCUUUAAAGAAGCACUACUGAAGAAACUCAGACAGUUAGGAGCGUGACAACGGGAGGACAGAGACGGAGAAUCACCAUGAACGAGCUCAAAUGGAUUCAAACUUCUUUACUUCUCACAGCGCUGCUUCAGUUUGCUGCAGCAGCAGCUGAAGUUAAAAGAGUCACAUUCAGAGUUGGAGAGGACGCCACGUUGUCUUGUGAAACUGUGAUACAAGGUCAACAGAAGUGUGAAUAUACGACAUGGCUCUUUGUUGAUUCAGGAAACAGAGAAGUAGUACAGCUGGUUGCACAUGGUCAGGUUAGAAACUCUGGAGUUAAAUCAGACAGACUGAGAGUUACAGAGGACUGUUCUCUGGUUAUAAAGAAGAUGACAGAGGAGGAUGCUGGACGUUAUGAGUGUCUACAGUACAUAUCAGGAAGAAGAACAGGCGAUGUGACUCGAGUUCAUCUCUCUGUUACCAAGAGCGACGACGCAAGAGAAACAACAAGACCACCAACAACAACAAGACCACCACCACCAACAACAGGUCAACACGGCGAUUGUACAGGUUCUUCUGAUCUGGACUUGGUCAUGUUGGCUCUGCGUGUGGCUGAACUCCUCCUGAUUACUGUGAUCACUGUUCUUCUCUUCAGAGCUCGAGGGAACCAGAGACCACCUGAUGACAUCACUGUGUAUUAUGAUGGAGAUGAAGGCUCAGUGAACUAUGAAAAUGUUGGAGAACCUUCUGCUUCUGUCAGACUCCACUGAUCAACAACUUCCACACAAACAUCCACUCAGCAGAUACAUUAAUCCACCGCUUUUAAUCAUUUCUAUAUUGUACUUUUGAGCAUAAAAACAUGGAUCCACAUUUUAUUUGAGGUACUAAGUGAGGAUUUGAUAAAUGUGCUGAUGUGGAAUAUGAAGUUGAUAUUUGUUACGGCCUCCUGAACCAAAAUUAUUAAACCAAGGCUCAAAACUCUGAGACCGAAAACAUACAAGGACGCCACAAAGAUUUAAAGUUCAACCCUAGCUUUAUUUAUUGUAAAUA